AUGGAAAAGGAGGAAAAAUCGAUUGAUCUUGUAAGGAAAAAGAGAAUAAUUUUUGGCUGGAAACCUCCUCCUAAAGACUGGGUUAAAUGUGAUAUUGGGUUUGCUUGGAACAAGACUACAAAUGAAAGUGGUGCUUCUUGGAUCCUAAGGAAUAGUGAUGGGAAAACUCUCCUUCAUGGUAGAAGAUCUUUUGUGAAUAUACAUAAUAUGUUGGAUGCAUCUUUGGAGAGCUGGUUAUGGGCUAUGGAAAGCUUUAGGAGUUUGCAUUUUAACUCCAUAAUCUUUACAAGCGAAGACAAGGACCUCAUUGCAGCAAUAUCCAAACCUCAUGCUUGGUCCUCUCUCAAAUUCUACUCUCAAACGAUUUCUUUGCAUCUCCAUCAUUUUUUGGACUGGCAGGUACAAUUUGUUCCUCGCUCUGUUUUCAAAGGAGCUUUCCUUAUUGCAGACAGUGUAAUUCAAGGGGAUCGCUUCCAAUCUUACAUCGCUGCAGGCUACCCAUGUUAG
Raphanus sativus (radish) is the source of this 507-nucleotide messenger RNA. RefSeq lists its product as uncharacterized. The transcript has a single exon. The record is from RefSeq and is a predicted model, not a curated record. Gene Ontology annotation, molecular function: nucleic acid binding; RNA-DNA hybrid ribonuclease activity. Lineage: Eukaryota; Viridiplantae; Streptophyta; Magnoliopsida; Brassicales; Brassicaceae. Bases 1 to 507 code for a protein of 168 amino acids.